AUGACAAUCAACUAUGCAAGGGAAAGUGUAAUUGAUUUCACUAAACCGUUCAUGAAUCUGGGCAUCGGAAUUUUAUUUAAGGUACCAUCCAGUCAACCGACCCGGCUCUUCUCAUUCAUGAAUCCAUUGGCCGUGGAGAUUUGGCUGUACGUGCUGGCUGCCUACAUGCUGGUCAGUUUUACUCUUUUUGUGAUGGCUCGAUUCAGUCCAUACGAAUGGAACAAUCCUCAUCCCUGCCUCGGAGAGAGUGACGUAAUUGAAAAUCAGUUCACCGUCAGCAACAGUUUCUGGUUCAUCACUGGUACUUUCUUGAGGCAAGGAAGCGGCCUCAACCCUAAGGCAACAAGUACCAGAAUAGUUGGAGGAAUCUGGUGGUUCUUCACAUUAAUAAUUAUCUCAUCAUACACAGCAAAUCUCGCUGCAUUUCUCACUGUAGAGAGAAUGAUAACUCCAAUUGAAAAUGCAGCCGAUCUAGCCGAACAAACUGAAAUAAAUUAUGGUACUCUUGAGGGAGGUAGUACCAUGACAUUUUUUAGAGAUUCUAAAAUUGGCAUUUACCAGAAAAUGUGGAGGUUUAUGGAGUCCAAAAAUCCAUCAGUUUUCGUUUCGUCGUAUGAAGAAGGAGUAAAAAGGGUUCUGGAAGGCGAUUACGCCUUUUUAAUGGAAUCGACAAUGCUGGAUUACGCGGUUCAAAGAGACUGCAAUCUCACACAAAUAGGAGGAUUGUUAGAUAGCAAAGGCUAUGGAAUUGCAACCCCUAAAGGUUCGCCCUGGAGGGAUAAAAUAUCCUUGGCCAUCCUAGAACUUCAAGAGAAGGGUGUGAUCCAGAUCCUUUACGACAAGUGGUGGAAAAACACAGGGGAUGUAUGUAAUAGAGACGAGAAGAACAAAGACAGCAAAGCAAAUGCCUUGGGCGUAGAAAAUAUUGGUGGUGUUUUCGUUGUCUUGCUUUGUGGCUUGGCUCUUGCGAUCCUCGUUGCAAUCCUAGAGUUCUGCUGGAACUCAAAGAAAAACGCUCAGUCAGAUCGCUCUCUAUGUGCUGAGAUGGCUUCAGAACUACGCUUCGCUAUACGUUGUGGUCCACGGCAAAGGCCUACUGCAAAAUCGUGUUCUUCUCCAACAACUGAGAUCAUGUCUUGUAGUCAUUGCAGUCCACAUUCCUCAAUGCAGAGAAGCCGUUAUUACUCCGGAAGUCAAGAAGAAACAACUUACAUUCCGAGCAUCGAAAUGCCGCGAUUAAAUGCAGGAAACUGGUGCAUUAGCGAUGACGGAGAUGAAGAAAUCAUUGAGCUUCGAUCAAGUGACAGCGGACCAUGCAGGAAAUACCUAGCACAGGCUUCAUCCUCAACAUCAUCAACAGCGCAACCACUCCUGCAGAAACACCCCCACGCACACGCGUCAUCUACACUGCCACACCCACCCCCACAGCCACAAUCACAGUCACACGCACAAACCUCAACAUCCCCUGAGGCAGAGACGGGACUCUUCAGGCAUCGCUCUGGGUCAAGCGGACCACAAAGAAAUGUAAAUGUCGAAAAAAUUGAAUACGUGAGUAAAAUAAUGAGACCAGUUUGGGACACAGGGAAGAUAAUAUUCAAGAACGACUGGAGAAUAGAAGUAUGGAUGUUUGAUGUGUUACUCAGAACACUCUUCGGUUAUGGAGUGAAGAUUUUGGGACCGAAGGAGCAUCAGAUAGUAGAAAGUCUUCAUGCAAAAUUCUUGAGGUGGGUCAAGAGGGUUCGUCGAAACUGCCUAGAAUAUAUGUUAAGAUUAGAACCAGGAAGAAAGAUUAUAGGUUCACAGAAGGAAAGAGGUGACCACCCUGAAAGUAUUCUUUGGAGGUUCGACUGCGACCUGGUAGGUGAACCGGACGUGGUGAUAUCACCACCUCCACCCCCGCCUCCUCCACCAUCUGCCACUGUUUCGAGAACCACAACCCUUUGA
This is a messenger RNA of Belonocnema kinseyi, 1944 nucleotides long. Its product is annotated as glutamate receptor ionotropic, kainate 2-like. Gene Ontology annotation, molecular function: glutamate-gated receptor activity. Gene Ontology annotation, cellular component: plasma membrane; postsynaptic membrane. Gene Ontology annotation, biological process: monoatomic ion transport. NCBI's taxonomy places the organism in Eukaryota, Metazoa, Arthropoda, Insecta, Hymenoptera, Cynipidae. The record is from RefSeq and is a predicted model, not a curated record. The coding region runs from base 1 to 1944 and encodes 647 amino acids. The transcript has 10 exons.